Magallana angulata is the source of this 2185-nucleotide messenger RNA. RefSeq lists its product as uncharacterized. The transcript has 4 exons. The coding region runs from base 582 to 1400 and encodes 272 amino acids. The record is from RefSeq and is a predicted model, not a curated record. Lineage: Eukaryota; Metazoa; Mollusca; Bivalvia; Ostreida; Ostreidae.
GUAAAAAAAAUCGAUAUAAAAUGCUUAAUCUUAAAUUUGAAGAUGUAAAUUUUGGUUUCAUUUGUGUAUAUUACACGUGCUCCCUUUUUUGUGGUAUAAUACAAUUACCUAUUGCAGUAUUUCAUAGAAAUAAAAGAUUAUUUAUCUUAUGAUGGGUACUUGUGAAAAAGUGGUCCGAAGCCAGUCAUAAAUUUUUACCAAUAAGUCGCUCAGUAAAAUUGGUAUUAUCGACUGACUUACUGAUAACAAUUCAGGUGCUUGUGGUAUACCUUGUACAAGUAUACAUUAAUUUUUUCACAUGUACUUUAAGAUGGCAGAUUCAGUUGAAGAGCGUAGAUCCCACUGGACGUGUUACAUCUGCAAACGAAAGGCACCUAUUCAUUCCCUCGAUUCUUUGGAGACUCAGGAAAAGUCUAAGAAGACUGAAAUAUUUGUUGAUGGUAAUUACAGGAUUUAUUUGCGGUGUCCAUAUUGUAAAGACUGCUUCCAUGCACAGUGUGCUUUCUAUGAGCUAGAACUGAUUCUAACCAAAGAACUAACAGAUACUAUUUGUGAGAAGUGUGCAACAAAACAAGAUUAGAAUGUCUACAGAUCAGAGAACUCUUGUUCUGAGGAAUAGUGAUGGAAGUGAAAAGCGGGUGCGGUGCCAGACAGAAGUUUUUAACAUGCUGCUCUCAAAGGAGACAGAUCCAUCAGUCAAAAGCUUAGUUCUACAGUCUCUUCUGAAUGAAGAAAAGUCGGAUCUGCCAUCCAGCUUUAGUAGAUCAGAUGACCAGCAUUCAGCAUCAUCUGACACUUCAUCAUUCACUUCAGCAUCAUCGUCUAGAUCGGAAUCCCCUAUUACUUGUGAAAAUACCAGCAACACACACGUUUGGAAGGCAGAAGAAGAAGAUGUUUUGGUAAAUCUCAGGCAUGAGAAAAAUGAGAAGUUUUUAAAAUCCAAAAACCAUUCCAUGUUGUGGAAAGACAUUACUGCCCAACUUAAAGAUACUCUCCACUGUAUUGUUACCCCUAAUCAGGCAAUGAACAAGUAUUACAGUCUGAAAAAACGCUGGAAAGAAGUUGUUGAUGCCCCAACUGGAACUGAAAGGAAAUAUUUUCGACAGAAAGAGCAGUUUGAUGAAAUAUAUGGUACAAGAGAAAGUACAAAACCCACCAUCACGUUAGACACUUUGGAAAAAAACCCUGAAAGACAAGGGCCUAAACAGUCUUCAGAGCAACCUAAAAGGAAUAAAGGUACAGCGAAAAGACGUUCAGAUGUGCUGGAAGUACUAGAAAGACAUAACAAACAAUUCAAUGACAAAAUGGAGCAGAUGCACACAGAUAAAAUGGCAAGACUAGACAGACUUUUAAAUCUUUAUGAAAGAGAAAUUGAAGCAAAAGAAAGCUGCAAUAAGUAAAUGUUUUUCGAUAUCGUUUUCAUUAGACUAGUGCACAUUUUACUGAAACUAAACAUUUAGAAAAUUUUAUUUGAACACUAAGUAAAGUGGCAAGUGACCUAAGUGAUGAAAGCAGUAAAGAACUGUUUUCAAGUUUGAAUGUUAUUUGAAAAAAACCUGAAUAAUGUUAACCAUUUAACAUUGGUUUUCAGCAUUUCCAGACUUCCCAAAUGUCUUUUUUGAAUGCAAUGUUGUACUCUAUUUUCUUUUUUGGACAAACAUAUUGUUGGUCGUAUACUUCGGUUUAAUUAAUAAUCUUUUUUUAUGGAAGAAAACAUCAUUACACAAAGGUUUCAAUUUUCUUCUAAAUGUAGAUUAUCUGUUGUGUAGUUACACGUAUUUCGUACUUUUGGUCUUAGAUAUGCAUUUAAGAGACAUAAUUAUAUGUAAUUUUAUGUAAUACACGAACUAGUUGAUGCAUGUCUGCAUAUAGUUUAUGAAUUAUUAUUUAUAAGCUGUUCAGCAACAACGCUUCUAUAAAGUUUAUCAGCUUGAAACAAAACAAAGCUGCAAUAAAUAAAUGAUUUUUCAAUAUUUUUUUCUUAAGUGCACAUUUAACUAAAACUAAACAUUUAGAAAAUUUCAUUUGAACACUUAAGUAAAGUAACAAGUUGAUGUGCGGACAUUGAUAUUGUGAUAAUUAAGCUGUUAUGUGUUUUUCUUGUGUUACAGAUUACUUUAUAUUGUGCCAAAUAGCAAUAUGUUGAAGUUUUGUUAUUUAUUUUAUAAAUAAAAUGUUAAAUUUA